CUCUUGCAACGACAGCCCUCACCAAGAGACUUUCUACAUCCUUCUAGCCAUCAUCUAUCUCUUCCUCCUCUUUUCUCUCUCUCUCACAUACACACAGUUCACACGCGCAUGUGUCUGUUUGACUAGCGCGCCUCAGUUAUCAGACUGCACCGAUCUGGGUCGGGGGGAGAAAAGAGAGGAGAGAAAAGGAGUGGAAACGAGAGAAGAGAGAGGAUAAGGGAGAAAGAGGAGAGGAGAAGGGUGGGAGGGUUUUUCUUUUUUUCUUUCUUUCCCUCUAUCCUCAGGACUCCAGCAGGACAGGGGAGUUUCUAUGACUCUGAGCACCAGUGCAGAAGACAUCAGACCCAUUUACUUCUGCUCUUCUUCACCUCUCCUCCUUUCUUUCUUCAGAGUGGAGGUCCCGAGCGCUGGCUGAGGCAAGUGAGUGGCCGUUUGUGUUGGACAAGGAUGGCUCUCUCCUGGUGUCUCUGCCUGGCCAUGGCCCUCUUUUCUUGUCCUGGCACCAUCAAUGCCCUGGCACCUGAAAAUGAAGUGACAUUACACCCCACAACAUGGCUGAGUGAGAACAGGGUCACACCAGUACAUCUGCCUAAAGGACGUGCUCGAAGACUGUAUUUCACACUGAAGAAGAAAGCUGAUUUGCUGUCUGUUACUGUGAGCCCCUGUGCAGUGCCCAUCGAAUGGAGCUUGGCUGUUCGGACCUUGAAGGAUAAACCACCUAAAAAAGCACACUGGAGCUCAAAGAAGAGCAUGCCCGAGGUUUGGUGGAGAGGUUCUGGAAGAGAGGUUAGGAUUUACACCUACACCGGCAAUGCUGUAGACACCUACACCGGACCUGCCUACGCUCCGGCGUCCAUCUACAUCCUGCGGCUGAAAUCAAACGAGCAGAACACGCAGGUGUCAGCAUACCUCCACGAAGGUCCUGGUCCCUCGGGGGCUUUCCCGGAGCUGCCAUCAGACCCCAGAGUACACACACUAGGGGUGGGCAUGACCAGUGUCACCUUAAACUGGGCUCCAAGCUCAUCCAUAGUUGUUAAAGAGGGUCACCAGCCACAUCAUGAAUAUUGCGUGUUAGUCAACCACAAACACAACUACCGAAGUCUUUGUGCUGCUCGUGAGGGAAUCCGAAAGGAGGUACAGAGUGUGCAGAAGAGACAGAGGAGGGACAAACAAAGCAAGGAGAUUGUGUGGGCAACACUUAAAGACUGGUGGUGGCGGCACCCAGAUACCCUCAAGGAUCGGGAAUCAUCCACAACUGAUAAGUUUGAGGACCCUGGAUGUGUGUGCAGGGAUGUCGAAAGUGUGUGCACGGUUUCGGACCUGCUUCCGGAUACACAGUACUAUUUUGACGUGUUCAUAGUAGACAGGGUUAACGGCACAAGUGCAGCAUACACAGGCACUUUCGCCCGCACACACGAGGAGGCUCGUCCAGCUGUCACGUCCUUACGGGAAGGCCAGGUCAAAUGGGUCACCCUGAGUGGGGACGCAAGCAAUCUACAGGGGGAUAAGUUCCGAUUUAAGCCUCGUGGGUGGCAACAAAAUGGCCUCCUUACCUUGCACACCUGUAACAGCACUAGUAAAGUCAAGGUCACCGUCUCUACUAAAGGACAGACUUUGACGUCUCAGGAGGUGGGACACCAGCUGGCCCAGAUUUGGUUGCAUGGUGGCCCGUCAUACCUCAUCCAGCUCCAGGCCUUGGCCUCAUCGUCAAUUCCUAAAGGCAAUUCCGGGAAGUCCAAAUUCUGUCUCAAAAUGCAGGCAUCAUCGGCGUACCACCGCCGAGCUGUGCCAGUGUUUCCCUCCACACUGCAGAUUAAGUCUUUCAACAAGUUGCGGACCUGCAACUCAGUCACUCUUGCCUGGAUGGGGACCGAAGAACGGAGUCUAUAUUGUGUGUAUCGGAGGCAGAUCCCACUUGAGGGCAAACGCAUCUUGACGGAUCGCUGCAUCGACCCAGAGUCCCGUCCAGCCAAUGAGAGAGUCCUCUGUAAGUAUUUCCAAGAGUUAAACCCACGUCGGGCGGUCACAACAGCGGUGAUUGGUGAACUGGAAUCAGGGGUGCUAUAUGUGUUUGACGUUUAUCUUAUGAGACGCUGGGGGCUUCCAAUUAAGUACCACAGCAAGACUGUGAGAACCAGGAGUGAAUGUUGAGUGGGCAUCUCAGAAUCUUGCUCUCGGUGGAGAAGGACUCAAUGGAGAGACAAUACGCCACAGGGAAGCCAAUGUAAGGCCAGAGAGGGAACUGUUGGAGGCCUAGAUCUGGUAUGGUGGAGGUCGAAUGUGACCAUUGAAAGACAUAAACACACAUUAAUAUGCCAACACAGACACACAAAUACAAAGAGAGGUGAGACCAAGCUCACACCAGCAAAAACUAAUUUACUUUACGAUGUUCCCGUAUUAAUGUUUGUGUUGUUGUUGUGCGUUAUGCUGUCUCUGUUGUUAAUUAUACAGUAUUGAGUGUCUGAAUAACAGAAACUCUCUCGUCUCUUACACAAAAGAGGACCGUGCCAAAAUAUGCAAGAGAAACAGCCGGAGGGCUUUGAGCUCCAGUGCUAACCAGAGCUGUAUCAGAUCUCUCAAUCUGCCACCAGUAUCAGAGAAAGACACCAAGUGAGGGAGCGGGGAGAGAGAGCGAAAGGAGCUGUGUGAAGUCAGUGUGUUGAUUAUGCUCUGCUAAAGCAUGCAGCAGGGAAAAUGAGUUAGCAGUUCGCUUCAAUGUCUGUGAUGUGAUUGUUGUGCUGCGCUUGUGCGCACUAAUAAAGACACAGUUACCAACCAGA
This is a messenger RNA of Ctenopharyngodon idella (grass carp), 2780 nucleotides long. It is a transcript of the gene ndnfl, whose product is annotated as neuron-derived neurotrophic factor, like. NCBI's taxonomy places the organism in Eukaryota, Metazoa, Chordata, Actinopteri, Cypriniformes, Xenocyprididae. Gene Ontology annotation, molecular function: protein binding. The transcript is spliced from 4 exons. The record is from RefSeq and is a predicted model, not a curated record. The coding region runs from base 448 to 2151 and encodes 567 amino acids. Gene Ontology annotation, biological process: extracellular matrix organization.